Molecule: messenger RNA, 741 nt
Organism: Coprinopsis cinerea okayama7#130
Lineage: Eukaryota; Fungi; Basidiomycota; Agaricomycetes; Agaricales; Psathyrellaceae
Exons: 2
Coding region: 1-741 (246 amino acids)
Source: RefSeq, a predicted model, not a curated record
AUGUCCGAUGGGAAAGCAGGGUUGAUUCAGAAGUUACAGGUCGCACGCGAUGAGGCCAUUCCCCGAAUUCUCGCCAGACACUGCAGAGAUUCAAAGGAUGGACUCUUUAUCAUAGGACCAGAUACCUCACCAACCUCCUCGAAACGCCUUGUCUUCAUUCAAGCAUGCUUGCUGAACCUCUUUAUCAUUUGCUGCGUCUCCGUCCUCGCAUGGACCACGAUCUUUAACGACUUUUACGACACCUAUCCCGCCGCUUUACAUGCCACCUUCGCCCUUACCCACGUCCUCGUUGUCGGAACGGCAUCCUACAUCCUUUUCCGCUCUACCGUCUUCCCUUUCGUCUUUGGGGAGUGUCGCCUGAGGUGGUGCUAUGGCUUUCAGAAGACGGAAAUCCUUGUUCGACAAGCACCAGCGCAUCUUCGACCCACCAGACAUGCCGCGAGAUCUCUUGACUCCACCCAAGACAAAGGUAGUCUGCCGCUGGGAGAGAACGACAAGUAUCGAUCAUGGAUCAGCUCUAUCCGCAAGGCCAUUGAUCCACGACUGCUGUAUCUGCGGCCAUCUGCGAUACUUUCGAACGAGUACUGGACACCUGACUAUGGUGUUCUCAGAGACUUGUACGAUAGUAUGAGGGAAGGGGGUGUGGUCGAGGACGAAUUGCUUGUGACUAGUAUUUGGGAACGAUGCGACGAUGGGACAUGGAUUAUUGUUGAAUGUGAUAUUGAAAUGGAUAAAUUGUAA